Molecule: messenger RNA, 486 nt
Organism: Diachasma alloeum
Lineage: Eukaryota; Metazoa; Arthropoda; Insecta; Hymenoptera; Braconidae
Product: histone H3
Exons: 1
Coding region: 35-445 (136 amino acids)
Cellular component (GO): nucleosome
Molecular function (GO): protein heterodimerization activity; DNA binding; structural constituent of chromatin
Source: RefSeq, a predicted model, not a curated record
UUUUCUGCACUCUUGUAAGCAAGUACCUGACGCAAUGGCUCGUACCAAGCAGACUGCCCGUAAAUCCACUGGAGGAAAGGCUCCCAGGAAACAACUGGCUACCAAAGCCGCUCGUAAGAGUGCGCCAGCCACUGGAGGAGUUAAGAAGCCCCAUCGCUACAGGCCGGGAACUGUCGCUCUUCGCGAGAUUCGUCGUUACCAGAAGAGCACAGAACUUCUCAUCCGUAAACUCCCGUUCCAGCGACUCGUCCGUGAGAUCGCCCAGGACUUCAAGACUGACUUGAGGUUCCAGAGCUCUGCUGUUAUGGCUCUUCAGGAGGCCAGCGAGGCUUACCUCGUCGGUCUCUUCGAGGACACCAACCUCUGCGCUAUCCACGCCAAGAGGGUCACCAUCAUGCCCAAGGACAUCCAGCUGGCUCGUCGCAUUCGUGGAGAGAGAGCUUAAGCUCAGACCUAGUCUCAAUCUAAACAAUCGGCCCUUCUCAG